AAGCAGAUCGCCGCGUCGUCGUCUCGCCCAAAUCGGAGAAUAAUUCCAACGCCUCACGCACCGCGCACACCAAAAGCUACGGAGUACUACUACGCGUCCCCUUCCCACUGGUAGGCAGGAAGGAGGAAUCAGCAGCAGCAGCCACUGGGGACCAGCCGGCGAUGGCGUCCAUCUCGCGGAGCCUCCGGCGAUCCCUCGCCCCCGACACCUGCCACCGCCUCCUCCUGCAGGCGCGGGGCUUCGUCACGGCCGAGUGCCACCGCCCCGUCGUCCUCCACAAGCGCGGCCCCGACAUCCUCCACGACCCAUGGUUCAACCGGGGCACGGCGUUCUCGAUGACGGAGAGGGACCGCCUCGGCCUCCGCGGCCUGCUCCCGCCCAGCGUCGUCUCCUCGCAGCAGCAGAUCGACCGAUUCAUGGGCGACCUGAAACGGCUGGAGCAAAACGCGAGAGAUGGGCCAUCUGAUACGUACCAACUCGCGAAAUGGCGUAUUCUCAACAGGCUGCAUGACAGAAACGAAACAAUGUACUACAAGGUCUUAAUAGAUAAUAUCGAGGAGUAUGCACCUAUUGUUUACACACCGACUGUUGGUGCUGUUUGCCAAAAUUACAGUGGCUUAUUUAGACGGCCUCGGGGAAUGUAUUUUAGUGCAGAAGAUCGUGGGGAAAUGAUGUCCAUGGUGUACAACUGGCCAGCUGAUCAGGUUGAUAUGAUAGUGGUGACUGAUGGAAGCAGGAUAUUGGGCCUCGGUGAUCUAGGGGUGCAAGGUAUGGGGAUUUCUAUCGGAAAGCUGGAUUUAUAUGUUGCUGCUGCUGGAAUAAAUCCCCAGAGGGUUCUUCCAGUUAUGAUUGAUGUGGGAACGAACAAUGAGAAACUCCUCAAGGAUCCUCUUUAUCUUGGGCUACAGGAACACCGUCUUGAAGGAGAAGAAUAUGUUGAAAUUAUUGAUGAAUUCAUGGAAGCUGUUUUUUCUCGUUGGCCCAAUGUGAUUGUACAGUUUGAAGAUUUCCAAAGCAAGUGGGCAUUCAGGUUGUUGCAGCGUUAUAGGAACACAUACCGCAUGUUUAAUGAUGAUGUGCAGGGAACUGCUGGCGUUGCAAUAGCUGGUCUGCUGGGAGCUGUACGUGCACAAGGAAGGCCGAUGAUAGACUUCCCAAAGCAAAAGAUUGUUGUUGCAGGUGCUGGCAGUGCUGGGAUUGGUGUUGUGAAUGCUGCAAGCAGGACAAUGGCAAGGAUGCUGGGAAACAAUGAUGUUGCUUUUGAGAGUGCUAGGAGUCAAUUCUGGAUAGUCGAUGCUCAUGGUUUAGUAACAGAGGAACGUGCAGACAUUGACCCAGAUGCACGUCCUUUUGCUAGGAGAAAGAGUGAACUGACUCACCAAGGCCUAAGCGAGGGGGCAAGCUUGCUUGAAGUGGUUAAAAAGGUGAAGCCUGAUGUCAUACUUGGACUAUCUGCUGUUGGUGGUUUGUUCUCAAAGGAGGUUCUGGAAGCACUAAAAGAUUCAUCCUCUUCCAGACCAGCAAUUUUCGCAAUGUCCAAUCCAACUAAGAAUGCUGAAUGUACACCUGAAGAAGCCUUUUCAAUUCUUGGUGAAAAGGUUGUGUUUUCUAGUGGAAGUCCAUUUGACAAUGUGGAUCUUGGUGAUGGGAAGAUCGGCCACUCUAAUCAAGGAAAUAACAUGUAUCUCUUUCCCGGAAUAGGACUUGGAACCCUGUUGUCUGGUGCACAGAUUGUCUCUGAUGGGAUGCUUCAGGCCGCAGCAGAGCGCUUGGCUUCAUACAUGAAAGAGGAAGAAGUUCUCCAAGGGAUAAUUUACCCUCCAACCUCCAGAAUACGUGAAAUCACUCAGGAGGUGGCAGCAGCAGUUGUGAGGGAAGCUGUUGCAGAGAACAUAGCUGAGGGAUAUCGUGACAUGGAUGCACGUGAACUUGCAAGACUCAGUGAGGAAGAAACUGUCGAUUAUGUCAAGAAGAACAUGUGGAAUCCAGUGUAUCCAACAGUAGUGUACAAGAGGGACUAGAGCUCUACUUUCGAUGUAACAUAUCUGUUCAUUGAUCAUGCACAAUUUACUUUAGACUACCUUCUCGAUCUUUGGGAAUGUAGCCACCUCUGCUACGAGCGUGGAAUCUCGAUUAUUUUAAUGCAGCUGCAACACGAUAGAACACAUCAUUGAUAUCAGUUUUAAUUGGAUCUACUGCUAUCAGAGGUACACUUUGUAGUGUAAGGUUGGCUCCCUGUCUGUCACCUUUGAAGUUGGUGUAUAAUUUUUAUCUCAACUAUUGGGUUUUCAAUAAAUGAGAUUUGCAUCCUA
This is a messenger RNA of Lolium rigidum, 2312 nucleotides long. Its product is annotated as NAD-dependent malic enzyme 62 kDa isoform, mitochondrial. The transcript is spliced from 19 exons. NCBI's taxonomy places the organism in Eukaryota, Viridiplantae, Streptophyta, Magnoliopsida, Poales, Poaceae. Gene Ontology annotation, biological process: malate metabolic process; pyruvate metabolic process. The coding region runs from base 162 to 2021 and encodes 619 amino acids. Gene Ontology annotation, cellular component: mitochondrion. Gene Ontology annotation, molecular function: NAD binding; malate dehydrogenase (decarboxylating) (NAD+) activity. The record is from RefSeq and is a predicted model, not a curated record.